AUCCCAUCUUACAUCACCAUGGCUAAGGCUGCUAAAAAGAAGUUCUCCACCGCUGCCGACCCCACGGGCAAGCGGGUGCCUGCCAGCAAGAACCUUAACUCGGUGUUCAAGUUUAACACGGAUUUGGGUCAGCACAUCUUGAAAAAUCCCCUUGUGGCCCAAGGUAUAGUAGAUAAGGCUGCCAUCAGACCCAGUGACACGGUUCUAGAAGUUGGUCCAGGUACAGGUAAUUUGACAGUAAGGAUAUUGGAACAGGCCAAGAAUGUUAUUGCGGUGGAAAUGGAUCCCCGUAUGGCGGCUGAAUUAACCAAGAGAGUCCAUGGUACUCCCCAGCAGAAGAAGUUGGAAAUCAUGUUGGGAGAUUUCAUGAAGACAGAACUCCCAUACUUCGAUGUAUGUAUUUCGAACACCCCCUAUCAGAUCUCAUCACCAUUGGUAUUCAAGUUGUUGAACCAGCCCAAACCCCCCAGAGUAUCAAUAUUGAUGUUUCAAAGAGAAUUCGCCAUGAGACUAUUGGCCCGACCCGGUGAAGAGCUAUACUGUAGAUUGUCUGCCAACGUGCAAAUGUGGGCCAAUGUGACUCAUAUCAUGAAGGUAGGAAAGAACAACUUCCGGCCUCCUCCCAAGGUCGAGUCGUCGGUAGUUAGAAUCGAAGUCAAGUCUCCUAGACCUAACAUCGAUUUUGGUGAGUGGGACGGGUUGUUGCGUAUAGUGUUUGUCAGAAAGAACAAAACAAUAGCUGCUGGUUUCAAGUCAAACAACGUGUUGGACAUUUUGGAGAAGAACUACAAGACUUUCUUGGCUAUCAGCAACCCCGAGGACGUGAUGAUGGUGGAUUCCAAAAUGUCCAUGUUGGAUGUGGUGAAGACGAAAAUCGAGCAGGUGUUGACUAACACUGGUUACUCCGACAAGAGAGCUGCCAAAUUGGACCAGACGGAUUUCUUGAAGUUGUUGUAUGCCUUCCAUCAGGUUGGUAUCCAUUUUGCAUAAGCACUCAUUUACUGUAUAAUAGAAUUAUAUAUAUAUUGAUCGUCUA
Molecule: messenger RNA, 1036 nt
Organism: Yamadazyma tenuis ATCC 10573
Lineage: Eukaryota; Fungi; Ascomycota; Pichiomycetes; Serinales; Debaryomycetaceae
Gene: DIM1
Product: putative dimethyladenosine transferase
Biological process (GO): rRNA methylation
Cellular component (GO): nucleolus
Molecular function (GO): rRNA (adenine-N6,N6-)-dimethyltransferase activity
Source: RefSeq, a predicted model, not a curated record